AUGACACAGAGAAUUGGCGAUCACGAAAAUCCUGACCUCCCGAUGGCGGGGGUGAACUCAUCUUUGAUACAGUAUUCCCUCAAUUCAGAGAACUACCUGGAUCAGCUGGUUCCGUUGAUGAAAACGGCACUGAAAUCUGGUACCCUGGAAGAUUUCAUAAACGAACUUGAUGACACGACCAGAAUACGCGAAGAGGAAUUGCAAUCUCUUUCUUUCAAGAGUGCCGAUGACAUUCUCGCUUCGGUGGAAAGUAUAAGCAAAGUCCAGGAUCGCUCGGCUGAUAUACAGCAGCAUUUGCAAAGCGUGAGCCAGCGCCUCAGCAGCACAGGUCUAGAGCUAUCGGAGAAAAAAAAGAUACUGGUGAGUUACAAAAAAUUACACAGCAAGAUAAACGAAACCACAUACAUUCUCAACUCGUGUCUGGAAGUACUGGAUCGCACAAACAAAAUCGUUGAUCUGAUCAAGCAGGAGAACUACUACAAUGCCCUCAAGAAACUAGAAGAUUUGUCGAAUGUGCAUUUGCCAGAGAUCGAGAAUUUUGAGUUCACCAAGAGGAUCUUCAAUUCGAUUCCAUCGUUACGCAAUUUGAUCCAGGAGAGCUCGUUCUCCUCGUUGAGUAACUGGCUCAAGAAUGAUAUUGAGAAGAAUUGGCCUCACAUCGGUCGCGCUCUUUUCGAGAACAUGAUUGAGCUUAAUGACGACUGGAAGAGGCAGAAGGCAGAUGACCCAUCGUUGAAGACAUACCGCAUAAACUCAUCCAUAGAGAGAUGCCUGAGAUCUGAGGUUUUCAAGUCGUUUGACCCGCUGCGGAAUCGCUCGGUGAAGAUUGAUUUGACUCCAGUAUACAAUGCGAUAAUUGUUUUCCAGACUUUGGAGGAAUCUGAGAAAUUGCGUGACGAUUACAAUAAAGAGUGGAAUUUGAAAAGGGAAAGGUUGCUAAGCCAGAUUCCGAUGGACGACAUCAACGCGAACGGUUAUGGUAAGCAAUCUGUGCAGUCUGCGUUCAAAAACAGCAAGGCUUUGACUAUCUUCUUGCAGCAACUGGCAGGAUUUCUCAUAAUGGACAAAGUGGUGAACUCUUCCACCGAAUACCAACUGAGAACCAGACAGAGCACUUUGGACAUGUAUGACUCGUUAGUGACCAAGCUGGUGCCAAUAUUACUGAACCAUGUGAGGAGUCUCACCACCGAAGAAACCCUGAUAGAUGCCAAAGAGAGCUUGGGUAUUUUCAUCCAGAUUUUGGAGGAUUAUGAUUACGAAGUUUCUUCGCUGUACAAGGUGCUUGUGACAGUUUUCCGCAGUUUUGUUUCGAUUAAAACCAAGGAGUUUGAGAGAGAGUAUGGUCGUCUCACUAACGAGGACAAUCUCAUGCCUGUCCAUGUGGAUAGUGAGAGGUUCUACAGGAACGUUGUUGCAGUUUGCUACUAUCCGUUCAAAUACAAUGAGGUACCAAAAACUUUGCCCUUUUCUACAAUAUACCCAACAACAUGUGUGGAGCUGAGGAAGUUGAUCAAGAACAUAUACGUGUUUCUGGACAAGUAUUACUCCGACAUAAACAGCGAGGUGUUGGUCAUUAUAGAGUCAGCAUUGGACGAUACUCUUGUUAAUGUCAUUUUGAAGGAUCUGAAGACUAAAGUCAACUCCACCAUCAGGGAAGAGUUAUCGCAGAGCUUGAUCAACAUGGAAUUUUUCAUGAACUCCGUUCACGAGAUUGAGGCACAGUUGAACUAUUCCGACGAGUCUUUCUUGGCCAACGUAAGGACGUCUUCUGCUUCAACCACAGGUGCUCUUAUCAAAUUAAAGUCACAUAAGGCGUUCCAGGAGAUCAGAAAGGAGACCGAGGAUAACUUGUUUGCACUUGUGGAUACCAAGGUCAACGAUCUGAUGGAUUUCGCCGAAUGGGACUGGGACACCAAACAGUUGAACACAAAUCCAACUGAUUUCGUUCAGGAUAUUGGCCAGUUCUUGCAGAUGAUGUUUGCAUCGACUUUUUCCAACUUACCUCACAACAUAAAGUCACUACUUUUGAUAAGAACAUUCGAUUUGUUGGCGGAUCAUUUCAUGACAUUUCUCAAAGAAAGUCCGUUCUAUACCGCUGAAGCAAUUGCCAACUUUGAUCGUGACGUGACUUACAUCGAGUCCAUCAUAAACUCCCUGAACGAUGCCGAGGAGCCAGAAAUUGCCCAGAACGAAGAGGCAACCUCUUCUGUGUCGCUGCAAUCCAUGUUCAUGGGUCUUCGUCAAUUGAUCAACCUAUUGAGAGAGGGAGAUCUAGAUGGUUUCAAAGAAGAUUCUAUAAGAAUGAGGAAGUUCAACACUAUCAAGCCAGAUGAAGCCAUCUUAUUCAUGAAAAAGCUGGAUACUUUUCAGGAAACGCACCUCAACUCGCUACCUUCUUCUCCUCAACCGGACUCUGGAUCUGGCACCAACCACGUUAAGGGUCAUGGAAACGGACACGGCUCGAUAUCAACGCUGCAGUCUGUUACAGGCUCCGGCAGGUUCAAGUUGAAUUACAGAGCAUUUUCAAAGAAUAAAGAGAUUCAGUCUUGA
Kuraishia capsulata CBS 1993 is the source of this 2550-nucleotide messenger RNA. RefSeq lists its product as uncharacterized. Lineage: Eukaryota; Fungi; Ascomycota; Pichiomycetes; Pichiales; Pichiaceae. Gene Ontology annotation, cellular component: exocyst; membrane. The coding region runs from base 1 to 2550 and encodes 849 amino acids. Gene Ontology annotation, biological process: intracellular protein transport; Golgi to plasma membrane transport; exocytosis. The record is from RefSeq and is a predicted model, not a curated record. The transcript has a single exon.